This is a messenger RNA of Lottia gigantea (owl limpet), 801 nucleotides long. RefSeq lists its product as hypothetical. Bases 1 to 801 code for a protein of 266 amino acids. Gene Ontology annotation, molecular function: nucleic acid binding; nucleotide binding. Lineage: Eukaryota; Metazoa; Mollusca; Gastropoda; Lottiidae. The transcript has 2 exons. The record is from RefSeq and is a predicted model, not a curated record.
AUGUCGGAUUUAAACAGCGAAUAUCUUAAAGCGGAAAGCGGAAGACCGUUUCUACCAGAAGAAAAUGAAGAAUUUGUCAAGCUUUUUAAUGAGCAGAAAUUCAGACCUAGAACGGCUAUUUUAAAAGUCUGGUUUAAAUAUCCUACCAACAUGUUCUUCCAACCCAUACCAGCUAAAGAUAUAAUUACUUUUACAAACAGAGAAGAAGGAUAUAUCUUACCCACACAUCUAUGGAGUGAAGCAAGUUUAAAAGACAACUUCGAUUCACAUAUUAAAAGCUAUCAUAAAGUAAAUGAGACUCAAUAUAUCGUUGAGAGAGAAGAAGAAGAAAAAGAAAUAUCUGAAACUAAAUCUACUACACGACUAACACCUAGUCAUUUGGGAUCAUUUGUUUUAUCUCACAGAAAGAAAGUAAUGAAUAAUUUCAUUCACGUAAUAGAUGGAUUUUAUAAACCUGAAAUAUACUAUACGGAUACCGAUAGUUUAUACAUUUCAUCUAGCAAUUGGGAAAAAUUAAAUGAAGCUGGGUUGGUGUCCGAAAAUGAUUAUACUAAAGGAAAGAAUGAUUACGGUGAUGGUGGAAUCAUAUUUGGUUUAUAUUUAGCGCCAAAAAUCAAAUAUAAUAUCAUUCUAACUUCCGACGGUAUUUUAAAAGAAAAGAAAACGUUUAAGGGUUAUUCUAAGGAUAAGAUAAGUGUAGAAGAUUUUAAUCAAUUAGCUAGUGGGCAUGAUGUGAUGAAUGAAUUUAAGAAAAAAAUGGGAAAAAAGUUUCACAAAUGGAAUAGUUAUUCCAUAGGAUGA